AUGACAAAUGUAUUGUCAUUUUCCAACUGUCAAAGUAACCCUAUAUAUAUCUCAGAAAAUAUGUAGUCUGUUUCGGCAUAUGAAAGGACUUAAUUCUGAUCUCAUGAAAGAUUUUGCAGACGAUUGCAAAUAGCUUUGACAACUUUAUUUCUUAAGAGUGAAGGAGUGAACAGGCUAACCAGCAUUCUUCAAGAGAAGCAUAAGCCAGCUUUUUAAAUAGUUAGACUCUGGUCGUGCAAGAAAGAAGUGAGAAGUUUUUUCGAGAAAGUAAGUAUUCCAUAAUUCCAAUGAAAUAACAUACAAAAUGUAAUUGUGUUUUGAUUUUAACAUUAAACAAAUAGCUGUUCAUUUGAUGGCAUAAGACUGAACAAUUUUAAGGAGGAAGAGGAUGUGUGGAUCAUGGUAGUAGGCUUUUACCCACACACUGGGCUCAGUGCUGUUCCUGAAAAUACAUAAUGUUACAGAAGUUCUUUCUCCUUAUUGUCUUUGGGCUCUUCUCCUUCACUUCAAGCCAAAUAUCUCACCAGUAUCAUUUCAUAAAUAUCAGUAAGAACUGGACCGAAGCUCAGAGUUUCUGUCGAGAUAUGUACACAGACCUGGCAACUGUAAAUAAUGUGGAUGAGAUGAACAGCUUGUUCAAGACCAUAACUGAUGUUUCACAUGAUGUGUAUAUUGGACUUCAUAGAAGUCAAGUGUUCAAAUGGCACUGGUCCCUUCCAGACAGUUUCUACAAUGAAGAUACUUUCCAGAACUGGAAAAAUGGACAGCCAGAUAUACAUAAUAAUGAGGGCUGUGCUGUGAUGCAAAACAACGGGAAAUGGUUUAACGAUAGUUGUGACACAAAGAGGCAGUUUGUAUGCUUUAAUGCAAGAGCCAAUAAAAUGUAUAUCCUGACUGAGCAGAAUAAAUCCUGGAGGGAGGCUCAAGAAUACUGCAGGACCUUCCACACUGGUCUAGCCAAUGCCAGAAACAACUCUGAAAAUAAGGAUGUCAGUAAGACUGUCAAUAGCGAAGCAUGGAUCGGACUGUUUAAAGACCCCUGGUUGUGGUCAGAUCAGAGCAACUCUUCUUUCCGGUUCUGGAAUUUCAGCCAGUUAAUCAACAUCAGUAGAGAUCAGGACUGUGGUGCAGUGAUGGUGAAUGAAACAGGGAGAUGGAAUGACGUCCGAUGUGAUGUAUCUCUGCCCUUUAUCUGUCAUGGUGAUCUGAAAGCUCAUCCAACCACUAAACCAGCUACCCCCAGACCAGCAACAACACAGCACAUACCAGCCCAAAACACAACAGAGCAGGAAAAUACAAGCACACAACCAACAAAAAUACUCACUACAGGUGCAGAACAAGAUAACCUGAUUCUGGUCCAUGAAAAUCUCACAUGGAUUGAAGCUGUGAGUUACUGCAGAAAGCACCAUGUGGACCUGGUCUCCAUUCCCAGUGAGGAGCUUCAGAAUAAGGUAGCGAGGAAAGCCUUCCAGGCCUACACUUCUCAUGUAUGGCUGGGUCUCCAUUACUCCUGCACCUUCAACUUCUGGUUCUGGAUAAAGAACACAGAAAUGGGCUGCUACCAGAACUGGGCACCAGAUCAUGGGCCAAAUGGUUUUGAGGAUUGUGGGAUAUCAGGAGCCAUGGAGUCCACUGGGGGGCACCGUUGGGUUGGGAGGCCAGGGAGGGAAAGGCUUAAUUUCAUCUGUCAAACCUGUGGAAGUUGCCAGUUAUGUACUGCUGAAUUGUAACUAUAAUGAACAAAGACAUUCUGUGAAGAGGCAGUCUGAAAGAGGCUGUGGAUAGCGGAUUGAUCCGUAGACUAUAUUUGUUAAGUCAGGGUAUCUGCAGGUAUCAGCAUUUCCAGUUUAAUACUUUUUAAUACCCUUUUGAAGACCUUCUCAAUCAUUCACAUUCUCUGUUCCUCACUGUUGGAAAGCUCUUCCAACAGAUAUCACAAAUACAGUUGUCUUUUGUUCUAAAUUGCAAAUAGUCUGUGUUUGAUAUGUACAGUUUUACUAUUAGCUAUGUAGCAGAUAUAAAAAUGUAUCUUUAAUUAUUUGUAUUUUUUUUGUAAAGCAUAUGAAAAUAAUGUUAAUUUCACUAUAUUGA
Molecule: messenger RNA, 2091 nt
Organism: Myxocyprinus asiaticus (Chinese sucker)
Lineage: Eukaryota; Metazoa; Chordata; Actinopteri; Cypriniformes; Catostomidae
Product: C-type mannose receptor 2
Exons: 6
Coding region: 456-1730 (424 amino acids)
Source: RefSeq, a predicted model, not a curated record